Arxiozyma heterogenica is the source of this 1608-nucleotide messenger RNA. RefSeq lists its product as uncharacterized. Bases 1 to 1608 code for a protein of 535 amino acids. Lineage: Eukaryota; Fungi; Ascomycota; Saccharomycetes; Saccharomycetales; Saccharomycetaceae. The transcript has a single exon. Gene Ontology annotation, molecular function: protein-macromolecule adaptor activity; ubiquitin protein ligase binding. The record is from RefSeq and is a predicted model, not a curated record. Gene Ontology annotation, cellular component: cytoplasm; plasma membrane; cytosol. Gene Ontology annotation, biological process: ubiquitin-dependent endocytosis.
AUGGUUUUCUCGUUGUUUGACAAUUCACAUGACGAGGAUAUGGGGAUCAAUCUAAAGAUCGAUUUGGAAGAAAUCGGAAAUGAUGGUAUUUUAUUUCUUAGGGGAAAGCAUGAUAGGGCAUCACCAAUAUUUCUUUCUGGCAAAUUAAGGUUAUCUAAUUGCAAGAAAAUACAUUGCCGCAAAAUUUAUAUAAGGUUAAUGGGCAAAAUAAGAUUGAAUGUUCCUAUCCCAGCAAAAAAAAUCUACAGAACACGUGAAGUAGAAUUCAUAAAGUUAGAAUCAUAUUUUUAUCAGCAUUGCUGGGAUGAAAUUGAAAAUUUUGGAUUACUUAAGUGUAGUAAUCCUAUAAGUAGUAAUGAGAUGGCAAAUGAGGUUUUUAAUAAAACCCCAAAUUUUUUCAAAAGUCUCUUUUCUGAUAUAAAUGAACGAUAUAAGCAUCCCAAACGGAAUAUACUAAUAUUUGACCCCGGUGAGCAUAUAUUAUCUUUUAGCGCAGUUUUGCCGGGAGACUUACCAGAAAGUGUUCAUAAUCACCCUAAUGUGUUUGUAGCAUACCAAUUAUGUGCAACUAUACAGCAAUGUAAAGGACUUCCUGAUUUAUCAGCAACAAAACAACUCAUGUUUAUUAGAACUAUAAGUGUGGACAUGUUGGAUUUCCAAAAUUCGGAAUUUGUAGAAAUAAAGUCAAAAAAUAAGAUGUCUAUACAUGUGGAACUUCCAUGGAAAAUCGCCGCCAUUGGCUCUAAAUUAGACAUUUCCUGCACAGUAAAGUCUAAAAAUAAUGAUAUCAAAAUAACGAAUGUCAUUAUCAAAUUAAUUGAGUAUUCUAAAUAUCAACAUAAGAAUAAAGUAGUUAACAAAAGAAGAAAAAUCAAUGAUAUAAAAGUUUCAGACCCACAUUUCUUUUCAAAAUUCACUACAGAUUCAACUAAACAAAGGAUUAAUCAUUUCAAAUGUUUUUCUUUCCCCAUACCCAAUAAUUUAAGUCAACUGACACAAGAUUGCUCAAUUAUGGAGAAAUUAACGAUUUUACAUGAAUUAGAGAUGAAUGUAAAAGUCCUUUUACCUAAUCACAAGAUUUGCCAGUUUGAAUUACACCUACCAGUUUAUCUUUAUAUCUCUUCUUUUAUUCCAGUAAAUAUGGUCCAAAGAAAUUAUUUUAAAGAACCUAGUCUACACUUUUCAGAGCCAUCUCUUGAGUCAGAUGGGCCAUUACCUUGUGAUAGUAGUACUUUAACAAAUUAUUAUUCUAAAAAUAAUAACAACAUAGAUAUAUCAAAUUUUCAUAUAUUAAUGAAAGAUCUUUUUCCAUCUUCAUACGAGAAUCAUAUUUAUGAUGCAAAAGUAGAAAUAUAUGAUCAUAUAAAUAUGCCCAGUGUUAAUUAUAUUAAUAAUAGUUCUAUAAUAAUGUGUGAUUCUUCAAAUAUCACUAAAUUAAAUAGUUUGUAUGAUGUAAAAUACCCACCCCCUCAUUAUGAGGUAUCAAAUAGUCAAGCUAGAAAUGAGAGAGAAUCACUCACGGAGGACUAUUCAGUAGAUUUGAUUGAUAUGAGAAUUGAUUAUUUGAAAACUUCUAGAGAAAAUAUUAUAUCAGAAUCCAUUUUGUAA